Molecule: messenger RNA, 1835 nt
Organism: Centropristis striata (black sea bass)
Lineage: Eukaryota; Metazoa; Chordata; Actinopteri; Perciformes; Serranidae
Product: multiple inositol polyphosphate phosphatase 1-like
Exons: 5
Coding region: 16-1482 (488 amino acids)
Molecular function (GO): acid phosphatase activity; inositol phosphate phosphatase activity
Source: RefSeq, a predicted model, not a curated record
GCUGGACGGUGCCACAUGACUGACGUCAUUCAGUUUUGGGGUCUAGGAGGUGGGGGUGCACACAGCAAUACAAACAAGCUAGUCAGCUACAUAAUGCCGACCGUAUUUUGGAAAAUAAUUGUUAAUCUCUCAAUCAUAACUGGCUUUUGCAGCUGCUUCCGUAACGAUGCGACUCCUGAGGAAAACCCAAACAUACCAGCUAUCGCCAAAUACUUCACUACGAAAGGCAGGUAUGAGGAAGUGAACCCGCAUCUCAUAGAGGACAUACUUGCUGUAAACAGAUCCAUCCUGCAGCCUCCAUCCGCACAGUGUCGCGAAAUUCAUCUGACCGCCAUCAUCAGGCAUGGCACGAGGUACCCGACCAGCAAAAAUGUCAAAAAGAUGCAGAAACUUUACGAUCUGGUGAAAAGAAGCGCGUCGGGCAAACAGAGCUGGCUGCGUGAGAUCCAGACCCAGUGGACGAUGUGGUACACUGAGGACAUGGACGGCCGACUCGUCCAGAAAGGUGUCAACGAUCACAAGCAUCUGGCUGUCAGGCUGUCAAAGCUGUUCCCCUCACUGAUUUCAGAGGAGAAGCUCCGAGGUGGAUUCAUCAAAUUUAUAACCAGCUCAAAGCACAGGUGUGUCAACAGCACGCUGUCCUUCAAGGCAGGACUGACAGAGCUGUGGGCCAUUACAGAUAAGGAGUUUGAUCAUGCAGUGAACGAUGCUCUCAUGAGGUUUUUUGACCAGUGCACCAGGUUUGUGCAGGAAGUUGAUAACAACCCCACAGCUCUGUCAGAGGUGGACAAGUUCAAGGAGGGACCAGAGAUGAGGAGGGUCACUGAGAAGAUCGCAGACCGUCUCGCAGUCCCCUACAACAGCAUCACAGCUGAUAUGGCCGAAGCUGCAUUUUAUUUGUGUGCUUAUGAGUUUGCCAUCAAGACUGUGAACUCCCCCUGGUGUCGGCUUUUUGAUGAGGUCGAUGCCAAGGUUAUGGAGUAUGCAAAUGAUCUGAAGCAAUUCUGGAAAAGAGCCUAUGGUUAUGAUAUUAACAGCAAGUCGAGCUGCAUUCUCUUCCAUGAUGUGUUUAGUCGACUGAACAAAGCAGCCGACGAGAACAAGUCAGGCCAGCAGGUGACUGAAACUGUGACUAUCCAGGUCGGCCAUGCAGAGACCCUCCUGCCACUGCUCACCCUCCUGGGCUUCUUCAAAGACAGUGAGGCCCUGACUUCCACCAACUACGCCACACAGAGCCAACGCUCCUUCCGCACCAGCCGCAUGUUACCCUACGCAGCUAACUUAAUCCUGGUUCUGUAUGACUGUGGGGGAGGCGACCUGAGACUGCAGCCGCUGCUCAACGAGAAGCCUGUCGAUUUCCCCGGGUUGACGGACCAGCAGGUCUCCAUGCCGCUCUAUCAAGACGUCAGGGAUCACUACAAGGAGCUGCUGCAAGGCUGUGACUUUGAGACUGAGUGUCGACUGUUUGGCAAUCCUGCUUAAGUUUCAGCAGACAGAAAAGAUGCUGGAGAAGAGGGCAUUCAGUGGCUUUAAUGUUUUUUAUUUGAAAAGCGAGUGAAAAUUGUUUAGAAGUGUCUUAUUCUAAUGAUCUCCCUUAUAUGAAGCAUUACCAAAUCAGUGUUUAGCCUGGCCUUUUUUCUGAAGUAAGCAAUAAAGAAGCUUUUUUUUUUUUUUUUAAAUCACUCUCUCUUACGGCUAAGAUAAAGCAGGUUGUGUGUCUCUGAAAUGGAACCAAGACGAUAUUUUAAUUUCACCUGUACCAUUACAGUAUUAUUACUGCUAUAUUGUUUUUCCCCCCAAGGUUUCAUUACAGGAAUUAAAUAAUUUGCAGUGUA